Messenger RNA from Diaporthe amygdali, 4407 nucleotides. RefSeq lists its product as uncharacterized. Gene Ontology annotation, molecular function: protein binding. NCBI's taxonomy places the organism in Eukaryota, Fungi, Ascomycota, Sordariomycetes, Diaporthales, Diaporthaceae. The transcript is spliced from 3 exons. The record is from RefSeq and is a predicted model, not a curated record. Bases 1 to 4407 code for a protein of 1468 amino acids.
AUGAACAACCUUUGGCAGCAGGCAUUUGUAGCGCUCGGUCCCGAACACAAAGAACGCCUCAAGUCUUUCACCAAAGACAGCAGUUUGGUGGCGACCAGUCCCGAAAAACUCAUCGACAUCGUCAACACGAAGAAGGAAGAUUGCGAGAAGAAGCAGUGGGUGCUAUUCACCAAUAAAAAGGGCGAAAACGUCCUGCUCAGAGACGUUCUGGUGAAAGUUUGCGACUGGGCUGUCAGAUUCCAAAAGAUUGGCGAUGCUGCAGUGGAAUACGUACCACAUGCUGCGAUUCCUUGGGCAAUUAUAAAAGCGCUCACUCAGAUGACUAUCAACGAUUGCCAAACAUUCGGAAAGCUGUUUGAGGCCGUUGAGAAGAUAUCCAGCAUUAUCGCUCUUUAUACAGAACUUGAGACACGAAUGCUCAUCCGCGUUUCAGCUCUCAGUGCGCAGCUCGCCUCGUCUCUGGUGAAGCUUUACACGGCAGUCUUGCAAUUCCUUGCGAGAACGCAUAGCUAUUAUGCACAAAAGACCGCAAAAAGGAUACUGAAGAGUGUAGUCCUGACUGCAAAGGACGUUGUGGAGGAGCCAAUGCUGCAGAUUGGAAGCCUUGAAGAUGAAGUCUAUAAGAGGGCCACUAUGGUCUCCCAGGAGUGCGGCAAUUCGAUGGUGGCUAAACUGCUCAAUAUCAUGAAAGAGAACAUCAUGAGCUCAAAGGCCUCAACGGCGGAACGACGAGCGCGGCUUUCAGCACAGAUCAACCCGAUCUAUACUCAGGACACGUUGGAAGCGGCCUUGGGUUACCAUCAUUCCGGAACCUGCAACUGGGCUCUUGAAUUAGAUGUCUUUGGACAGUGGAAAGCAGACGGUGCGACAUUACCAAAGCUCUUAUGGAUACACGGCCCCGCAGGCUUCGGGAAGACCAUCAUGUCGGCUUGGAUCAUUCAACACCUUAAAGCCACAUGUCACAACCAAGUGUCGUACUUCUUCUGCGUCGCUGACAGCGAGCGUACUCGUGAUCCGUAUGCUGUUCUUCGAUCUUGGCUUUCACAAGUUCUCGACAAUGACGCGACCCUCGAUGUUGUGGAGGAAGCCUUCAACGGGAGAAAGGGGGAUGGACCCCUCACGCGUUCCGAGCUGUGGGAGCUGUUUGCUGUGGUGGGCCAGAGUUGCCCAGGAUGCUUUUUUAUCCUGGACGGAUUUGACGAAUGCAGCAACAUUUCACCAGCUGCAGGGUAUCACAAAGACGAUUCUCGCAACAUCUUUCUGCGCGAUCUCAUACGUCACCUACCUGCAGCGCAAGCUCGAGUAUUGGUGGUAAGUCGAGACGUCGCAGACAUCCGCGAAUACCUGGGCGAGGAUAGUAUGCACGACGCUGGGUUCAGCAGGCUGGAGUACCAAAUCACGUCGAAAGACACAGCUUCCGAUGUGCGAUCCUUUUCUGAUUGCGUGAUCGAUCGGAAACUUUCCCGAAAAAAAGAGGAACUGCGCCGGGAGAUCGCGACCGAGGCGGCAGAGCGGAGCGAGGGAAUGUUUCUCUGGAUUCAGUUGCUAGAGAAGGAGAUCUCACCCGGCCAGAAUGCCAAACAACUCAAGGAGACUAUCCGCGGAAUGCCAUCAGGGAUCAGUGAAGCUUAUGCGCGCGAGCUUGAGAAGAUUGAUCGUCUCCAGAGCAGAGACCGCAAGCAAGCGUGCAUGAUCUUGCGAUGGGUUCUGUUCGCGGUUCGUCCACUCCAGGUCAAAGAGCUUGCUGAAGCCCUCAUUGUGUCUGAUGAUGAGAUCGAAGAAUACCCAGAGGAUGAUCUACCAGACGAAUGGGAAGAGUGUUUUGUCAACGAAGAUUACGUUAAGACAACGGUCUUAGGCUUCUGUGGUUCUCUCCUGCGCCUGCGUUUGGACUCGCGGGAUACGUCCAUCGCCAAUAAUACCGUUCACUUUGUCCACUUCUCUGUCAAGGAGUAUCUUACCAGUCAUGGGACCGAGAAUCCUUUGGCGGCCAAAAUGUGUUUUGCCGAUGCAUCAGCCGAGAUGGAUGCGUUGUCCCGAGUUUGUCUGCGCUAUCUGACGCUUGACGUCUUCAACGACAUCCCGAGCGACAGGAAACUCUACCCGUUCCUGUCAUAUGCUGCGUGGGCCUGGUAUUUUCACAGUUUCCACCAGAAACCACGACCGUGCGAAGACAUUAUAGACAGUACUAAACGAGCGUUCGACCCUGGUAGCCAGAGUUGGAGAGUCUGGACGCCCGUUUUGGAGCAAAGAAUCAUCGAGGCUGGACGAACCGGGUUAGAAUCACUGUGGGAAAGGGAUGGUGUCUCCGAGGUGUCCGAGGUGUCCACAAGCCGAUCCGAGUCUAGUUCAGACUUGACCGAGGACGAAACUUCGGCUUCCUUGGAGGAUUUACCAACAGAGGUGGACGAGGAAGCUAAGAAUAUCCACUUGGAAAAUCCCAUAUACUACGCAUCUCUACUGGGAUUGACAGACGUCGUGGAAUGGCUGGCUGACCAAGGCUUGGCCGUUGACUGCGUUGGAGGGCGAUUUGGAUUCCCCCUCCAAGCUGCGUCCGCGAGAGACCAUGCUGAAGCUGUCUCUCAGCUCCUUCAUCGUGGCGCACCAGUCAACCAGAGCGGCGGUGAGUUCCAUACGGCUCUCAUAGCAGCCGCUGCCUGCGCUACUCUGGAAACCGUGAGACGCCUUCUCGAUGCCAAAGCAGACCUCACCCUGGUUGACAAGGAGGGACUCACUGCCAUGGACUAUGCCGCCAUGAAGGGCGCUAUAGACAUUGUUGAAGAGCUUUUGGCACACGGCGCAAAACCCACCUCAGCCGCCAGGCGAUGGGCUUGCCAUUUUGGCCACCGAAACGUCCUUAAACUACUCAUGAUCGGCGAAGAUUCUUUUUGUCCUGAUCAGGCGGUGGAGGACAUUAACGCUUUAGACAAUGCAAUGAGGUAUGCGCAUUUCGACGUGGUCAUCGAUAUAAUAGAAACCCUUCCAGCAGCCACACUCUCAGCCGAGCUCGGCGAUGGAAGCACGCUGUUGGUACAUGCCGCCGGAUAUAGUGCUCUUCCAGUUGUGCGAAGACUCCUUCAUCACCCAAAUCCGGCACGACGUGUCACGGUGAAUCGAACCGAUUCGGAGGGUUGGAGCGCGUUGCACGAAGCUUGUGCUUCAGGCGAUCUUCAAGUCGUUCUCGCUCUCUUGGAUGUUGGUGCGAAUAUCUCACAAGGGGACUUCAGGACAACUGUCUUGCAAGUAGCGGCGUAUAGAGGCAAUUGCGAUAUCAUUCAAGUCCUCAUCGACCACGGAGCCGAGCUUGACCAGAAGACACGUGGGACUGUUACUGCUUUGGGCAUCGCCGUUGAAGCAGGGUCAAUAGAAGCUGUGAAGAAGUUGAUAUGCCUGGGCGCCAACAUGCGCGGAAUUAAUGAGAACUCCUCCUCGCAGUACACCUUGUACGAGAAGGCAUUUUCUCGUGGCAAGUAUGAGAUCGCAGAUCUGCUUCUGCGCCAAGGAUGUUUCAUGUCUGCGGGGGAAUAUACGAAGUCAGAUGGCGUUGAUCAUAGCAUUGACAGACAUCUGCCUGUUCUCGCUUCCAGACAGAACCAAGAAGUGGAAGACCUACAGGUGGCACUGUGCCAGCACUCAGAGUAUUCCAAGGAGGUCCUCGGCGAAACAUUGCGCAUUGCAGCGUUUGCAGGGCACACAAGCAUUGUGGAACCCCUCCUGGGCAAAGGCGCCCAGCCUGAUGCUAGAGACAUGAACGGGCGCACUGCUCUUCACUAUGCCGCGCAUCAAGGGCACGAGGAAAUUUGCAAUAUCCUGCUCAGAUAUGGGGCUUCUAUAGGCAUUGAGGACGGCAACGGAUCCACCCCAAUAGACCUUGCUGUGCACCGCGGUCGUCAAUCGGCUGCGUUCAUUCAGUGUCACAUGGCUGAGCUCGUGAAACAAAUACGGAGGCGGCCAUCACUGUUGACAAAUUCAAUAGUAAAUGACCCUGUAGGCAAAAUCGCAUCUCCUUUGUCGGUUCGCAGAGCACUUUCUGGCCAUUGGGAUGGAGAAUAUGAAUAUCUGCACUGGGAUGUGUCACGAAAGGAUCCUUGGACGAUAGACUUUCCCGAAAUUGCGGGCACGGCCGAGACCAAAGAUGAUACGAUAUCAAAGGGCUCGAGUGAGGAAUAUCUGGCAUUUUCAAGCUCUGGAGCCGAUAUACCGGGCGAUUUCGCACUCCAUGGCUUCGUUGAUCCAGCAGGCUGUGUUUGGUUUGUGAAAUUGUAUGAGUCCCUGGGAUGGCUAUACAAAGGCAGGUUGAGUGAUGACAUGAAGCAAAUGAAGGGCACAUGGGGAGCAAACCGAAAGCUAUGGCAUGGAACUUUUCAUCUUGCUAUUUCGCUCCCCGGGACUGAAAAGAGUGCAUAG